AUGGCCGAAGCUUCCCAGCAAGAUGACCUCGCCGAGAUCCUCGCCGAGGCGAGCCAGCAGCAGCAGCAGGACCCCACCAACAUCGUGGCGCGCCUGAAGCGGGCGUACGUCAACGAGAAGAACGCCCCAGAGCUCCUGCCGUUCGAACACGACCUGCUGGAGCAGGUGAUGGCCAAGGUGGAGGACCAGGAGCUGGUGGUGCAGCAGAGCAGGGAGGCGGCGGCGGCGGCGGGAGGAGGUGGUGGUGGUGGCGGCGGCGGCGGGAUGGACGACCUCAUGGCGCACAUCUACCAAGCGGAGCUCAACAGGGUCCGGUUCUUGAUCCGCGCGUACUACCGCACCAGGCUGUUCAAGAUCGAGAAGUACGCGGUGCACGUGGUCAAGCCCGAGACGAACGAGUUCGCGAAGCUGUCGCCGCAGGAGCAGAAGUACGCCACCGACUACGUUAACAUGCUCGAGGAGCAUUUCGGCAGCGUGCUGGGCCAGAUGCCCGAGAAGUACUCCAGCAUGCUGCAGCAGAUCGAGGAGGAUGACGCCGAGAUGGACAUGGUGCCCGAGCCAAACCUCGACAAGCACGUGUUCUGCAGGGUGCGCGAGGACAGGCGAGACGUGAUGUUCGACCCGAACGACCCCGAUAACACCAUGGACCUGGACCAGGGUGACAUUAUCAUGGUGAGAUACAGGUUCAUCAAGGGCCUCCUCGAGGAUGGAGCCCUGGACCUCAUCUAG
This is a messenger RNA of Micromonas commoda, 729 nucleotides long. RefSeq lists its product with no specific name. Lineage: Eukaryota; Viridiplantae; Chlorophyta; Mamiellophyceae; Mamiellales; Mamiellaceae. The coding region runs from base 1 to 729 and encodes 242 amino acids. The record is from RefSeq and is a predicted model, not a curated record. The transcript has a single exon. Gene Ontology annotation, cellular component: GINS complex. Gene Ontology annotation, biological process: double-strand break repair via break-induced replication; DNA-templated DNA replication.